Rubroshorea leprosula is the source of this 2602-nucleotide messenger RNA. The record is from the annotation of a GenBank genome assembly. Lineage: Eukaryota; Viridiplantae; Streptophyta; Magnoliopsida; Malvales; Dipterocarpaceae.
GUGGUUGUUUUCCUGAGAAUCAGAAAGGCGGGUGCGACUCUGUGACUGCCGGAGACCUAAAAACGCCGACGUAGGAAUGUGAUCAUGGCCCGUAAGCCUCGGAGUUGCAAUGAGCAAGAGAAGGUUAGAAACAUUCAAUUAUGGACAGGUGAGAUGGACCGCUGCCUUGCGAGAGUGCUAGCUGUGGAAGUUAAGAAGGGUAACAAGGUAGACAAUGUUUUCAAGUCUGCAGCGUAUGUGGCUGCCUCAAUAGCUGUGAACAAAGAAUUUGGGCUUGGUUUGACAAAAGAGCAUAUUAGGAACCGUCUAAAGACUUGGAAGAAACAGUAUAGGAUCCUAAAAGAGCUCCUUGCUCAGAAAGGAUUUGGUUGGGACGAGAAGCGGAAGAUGAUUGUUGCGGAUACUUCUUUAUGGAAUGGGUAUAUCAAGGGGCACCCUGAUGCCAGGCAAUUCUGGGGAAGAUCCAUUGAACAUUAUCAUGAGUUUUGUACUGUCAUUGGCAAUGAUCAAUUGGUAGUGGGCUGUUUUGAGAAUGAUGCGGGGAUGGAUAUGCAAUUUGAAGACACUAAAGAUGUUCUAGAUCAGGCCAUUUUAUUUAAUGUUCAGAGUGAUGACAAUCAGACGACAAAGAUAAGGUGGACGAGAGCAAUGGAUUACUACCUUGGAAAGGUUCUGGCAGAGCAAGUGAGAAGGGGGUACAAGAGGGAUAAUGUCUUAGCACCUAAGGCAUAUGAAAUCACUCUUUCAUCUUUAAAUGAGAAAUUUGGGCCUCAUUUGACAAAAGAUAAUAUUAAGAAUCGACUUAAAACUUGGAGAAAAAGGUAUGUGAUUUUAAAGGACAUGCUUUCUUGUGCUGGAUUCAAAUGGGAUACAACACGGAAGAUGAUUGUUGCAACUGAUAUACUGUGGGAUGGCUAUGUCAAGACUUACCCUGAUGCAAGGGUGUUCCGAGGUGCAGUUAUUGAGAACUAUGAGAACUGGUGCAUUAUCUUUGGCAAUGAUUAUGGGGUUGCAGAGUAUGUUUAUUUGCCCAAUGUGGAUGAUGGUUAUGAGGUUAAAGAUCAAGUGAAGAACAUGAUGUGGACAAAUGAAAUGGAUGAUUGUCUGACCAAGGUUCUGGUAGAGCAAGUCAAACUUGGGAACAAAAGUAAACUAUGUAACAAAUUUAAACCUCGGGUAUUAGUGGCAGCUGUGUCAGCUUUGAAUGAAAGGUUUCAGCUUGACCUGACAAGAGACCAUAUUAAGAACCGUCUCAAGACAUGGAAGAAACAAUAUGCAAUUCUGAAGGAACUGCUGGAGCAUAGCAACUUUAAAUGGGAUGAAACAGAAAAGAUGGUGAAAGCAACUGACUCUGCAUGGAAGCAAUAUAUUAGGGCAAACCCAGGUGCUAGGCAACUUCAAGGACGAGUCAUCAAAAAUUACGAUGAGUUACAAGUUAUUCUUGGUUAUGAUGAUCCGCCUGAAAGUUCUCUAAAUGGUACUGAUGACGAUUUAAAUUUAAAUGCUGGUAAUGAAGCUGUGGAGAAUACAUAUUGUGGUUGGAGUGAUAUUGCUAAAAGGAAAUGGAAGUAUGUAUCAUGGACUGAAGAGAUGGAUCGUUGCCUGGCAGAACAACUGAUUGAGCAAGUGGUGCUUGGAAAUAAGCUUGAGAAUAGUUUUAAGCCUGUGGCAUUUGAAGCAGCUCUUGCAGUCCUAAACAGUAAGUUUUCCUUGGACUUGACUGUGGAAGAUAUUAGAUACAGGCUGAAAACAUGGAAAAAAGAAUACGGGCUUGUGAAGGAGCUCCUUUCUGACAAUGGAUUUGAGUGGGAUGAGAGACAGAAGAUGGUCAUUGCUGAUGACUCAGAGUGGAACAAGUACAUCGAGAGAAAUCCUGCCCUGAGCAGUGUACGAGCACGGCCUAUCGAGAAUUACACCGAGUUAUGCAUCCUUGUUGGUGAUGAGCAGUCAAGCGGAUUUGAAUCUGAAAAUGGCAAUGGAGUUGCAGAUCUUGCACAGAUUGACAAAAAGCAUCUAGAAACCCCUGUAGCGCUUUUGUUUGAUGAAGAAACAAGCCAUGAUGAUGCUGAUGACAACGAUAAGGAGGCAAUCAGACUCCUAUCUGAAACUGAAAAUGGAGCAAGGAAUCCCCUUCAAAACGAGGAAGAGCUCCUAGAAACCCCUUUAGAGGUAGCGGGUAAUGAAGAAAUGCGCCAAGGUGUUACUGAUGACAACACACAGGCCUCAUCUCAACAGACAGGAGCUAGACUUACUUCAUCAUCACAAUCCAAGCAGGCGUUCAAGAGGAGACAGACGAACAAUCCAAUGCUUGAAAUGAUGACUGCCAUAGCUGCAAACACCAGUCGAAUUGCCGAUGCACUAACCGAAAGCAACAGUGCAACAUUGUUGGAUGAAGCGUUUGCAACAGUGCAGACAAUCCCAGAAUUCGACGACGAUCUUAUAAUUGAUGCAUGUGAAUUUCUUUCUGUAGAUGAGAAGAGAGCCAGAAUGUUUAUGAAAUUGAAUGAUAGGCUAAGAAAAAAAUGGUUAUUGAAACGAUUGCGAGGUUAAGGUAGUUCAGAAGUAGGAUACAAUACCGUGUGAAUAAAGAUUACUUUUUGUG